AUGGUACCGAUGUAUGUAUCCCUGGUAUUAUGGAACAAAUCGAACGCGCCGGUGUUCACUCUGGUGACUCCAUUGGCCGUUUAUCCAGCUCAACAUUUGAGCCAAGAAUUGAUUGAUCAAAUCGUUGAUUAUACACGUCGUAUUGCAGUAGGCCUUAAUGUUAAAGGUGUACUUAAUAUUCAAUAUAUCGUGGCUGAUGGUGAACUUAACGUUAUCGAAGUUAACCCUCGUUCUAGCCGUACUGUACCAUUCAUUUCUAAGGUUACAGGUAUCAAUAUGGUAGAAUGUGCAACACGCAUUGCCCUUGGUGAAAGCUUAAAAGACUUAGGCUUACCACUUGGUCUUGUACCUAAUAAACCAUAUGUAGCUGUAAAAGCACCUGUAUUCUCCUUCUCUAAAAUGGGUCUUGUAGAAAUCGCUCUUGGACCUGAAAUGAAAUCUACUGGUGAGGUUAUGGGGAUUGGUCGCACAUAUUCUGAAGCUUUAUUCAAAGCUAUCAAUGGUGCCAACAUGCAUAUCCCAGAGGAUGGUACAAUCCUUAUGACUGUUGCAGACCGCGAUAAAGAGGAGGCUAGUCAAUUAGCAAAAGGCUUUAUUGAUUUGGGCUAUCAUAUUGAAGCAACUGGUGGUACUGGUAAUGAUAACUGUGCUGACCACAUUCGUCAAGACAAAGUCGAUCUUGUACUUAAUACAUUGACUGCAGGGAAACGACCUGAACGCGAAGGAUUCCAAUUGCGUCGUCUUGCUGUAGAAAUGGGUACACCAUGCUUAACAAGUCUCGAUACAGCACGGGAAGUAUUGCGUGUUGUGGCGAAUCGUAAAGAUGAUGCGAACUACACUGUAGAAGCAUUACAAGAUUUUGAAUUGGAGUAA
Messenger RNA from Cylicocyclus nassatus, 873 nucleotides. NCBI's taxonomy places the organism in Eukaryota, Metazoa, Nematoda, Chromadorea, Rhabditida, Strongylidae. The record is from the annotation of a GenBank genome assembly.